Molecule: messenger RNA, 894 nt
Organism: Metarhizium acridum CQMa 102
Lineage: Eukaryota; Fungi; Ascomycota; Sordariomycetes; Hypocreales; Clavicipitaceae
Source: RefSeq, a predicted model, not a curated record
AUGGGCAUUGUUGAAGAGGUUGGUGAGGGCGUGACGUUGCUGAAGAAGGGCGAUAGAGUCGUAGUCCCGUUCAACGUCGCCGACGGCCGUUGCCGCAACUGCGAGGAGGGCAAAACUGCUUUUUGCACCGGCGUCAAUCCCGGGAUACGUUGCCAUGGGAGUCGACCAUACCGUGGUGGACAGGCCCAGUAUCUCCGCGUUCCGUACGCAGAUUUCAAUGCUCUUCAGCUGCCGCCUGGUAAAGAGCAUGAAUCCGGCUUCAUUCUUCUUGCGGUGCUGAACCCUGCGGUAGAUAUCUUCCCAACAGGAUGGCACGGUGUCGAACUCUCCGGCUUUACUCCUGGAGAAAGCAUCGCCGUCUUUGGUGCUGGCCCCGUUGGCCUGAUGGCUGGAUACUCGGCUGUUUUGCGUGGAGAUUCCAGGGUAUUUGUCGUUGACCGAGUCCCCGAGCGAUUGCAGGUAGCGGAAGCCAUUGGCUGCAUUCCCGUCGACUUGACCAAAAGUGACGCUGUGGAGCAAAUCAUCGAGGUGAAUAAUGGCAUGGUAGAUCGAUCGGUGGACGCUCCGUUUAGCGGAUAUUCAUUCGAGUUUGAUAGUGAUCCUGGCGCCCCUGACACUGCCGCGGCAAAGGGCAUGAUCAGCCUGAGUUUUGGAAAGCUCUUUGAAAAGGGCCUCAAACUUGCAACCGGCCAGUGUAGUGUCAAAGCCUACAAUAGGUAUCUUAGGGACCUCAUCAUAGCAGGGAAAGCGAAGCCGAGCUUUGUCGUGUCACACGAAAUCACAUUGGAUGACGUGGAGGUUACCUACGACAGGUUCGACAAGCGGCUGGAAGGUAUUUAUGAUCGCAGAAGCCAUCGUGUUACAAGUACCGGAUACGCAGAUCGGUCAACAUAG